This is a messenger RNA of Callorhinus ursinus (northern fur seal), 2908 nucleotides long. It is a transcript of the gene SLA, whose product is annotated as Src like adaptor. Gene Ontology annotation, molecular function: protein binding. Lineage: Eukaryota; Metazoa; Chordata; Mammalia; Carnivora; Otariidae. The record is from RefSeq and is a predicted model, not a curated record.
CCUUUCUAGCAGAGGAAGUGUGUGGCCGGUUUAGCAACUGCUGUUCUUCUUGAUAGCCUGGGUCUCUAUGUCCGCGGAGGCCUGGCCACCUGCUCACUGUGCCGAAGCAGCAGCAGCUGAUGGAGAGACGGUGACGGCGCUCCUGGCAGGCCCGCGGCAGCUACUCCCAGGGGAGACCAUGCCCAGCUUUUGAAGGCUUCGAGCAUCUUCGACAGCCCAGGGAGACAGAGCGAUGGGAAACAGUAUGCGAUCCAGCCCAGCCCCUCCCGAGAGGCCUGUGCCCAGCCCAGAUGGACUGGAUAGCGACUUCCUGGCCGUGCUGAGUGAUUACCCAUCUCCUGACAUCAGCCCCCCCAUAUUCCGCCGAGGGGAGAAACUACGAGUGAUUUCUGACGAAGGGGGCUGGUGGAAAGCCAUUUCCCUUAGCACUGGUCGAGAGAGUUAUAUUCCUGGAAUAUGUGUGGCCAGAGUUUACCACGGCUGGCUGUUUGAAGGGCUGGGCAGAGACAAGGCAGAGGAGCUGCUCCAGCUGCCAGACACGAAGAUGGGCUCCUUCAUGAUCCGAAAGAGUGAGACGAAGAAAGGUUUUUAUUCUCUCUCGGUGAGACACAGGCAGGUGAAGCAUUACCGCAUCUUUCGCCUGCCAAACAACUGGUAUUACAUCUCCCCGAGGCUCACCUUCCAGUGCCUGGAGGACCUGGUGAAUCACUAUUCUGAGGUGGCUGAUGGCCUCUGCUGUGUGCUGACCACACCCUGCCUCACUCAGAGCACGGCCACCCCGGCCGUGAGGGCCCCUGACUCGCCUGUCACCUUGCGCCAGAAGACCUUCGACUGGAAGAGGGUGCCCAGACUGCAAGAGGACCCUGAGGGAGCCAGGAACCCACUUGGUGUGGAUGAGUCCCUUUUCAGCUACGGCCUUCGAGAAAGCAUCGCUUCCUACCUGUCCCUGACCAGCGAUGACAACACCUCCUUUGAUCGCAAGAAGAAAAGCAUGUCCUUGAUAUACAGCGGGAGCAAGAGGAAGAGCUCCUUCUUCUCAUCACCACCAUAUUUUGAAGACUAGCCGGAGAAUAGACACCAUUGUGUACCCAAAAUAACAGAGGUUGGAACUGUCACCUGGGAUAUGGCAAGGAGGCAUGGUUCCCCGGCCGCUGGGGAACCACACAUCUUCCAGAAGCCAAGAAAAGGCACAUGGAGACUCGAACUCACAUCUUCUCUGUCCACAUCAUGACAAAGGGAACCCCUCCCUCGUGUCUGAUCAGUACUGAGAUAUCACGAAACGUUGAAUCACGAUGUGAUUGGGCAACAUUUCAGAAGAGCCCCGUGUACUUGUGUGUGCUCGUUGUGUUUGUGGGAAAGAUAAAGACAUUAUCUCACAAGAAAGUGCGCAAGACUGUUCAACGAACUGUCCAAAUGGUCACACUCUGAGCUCAUCGGAGAUAACUUUGGAACAAGAAAAGCCUGGGAAGAAGAUGAGCCGCAAGCUGGGGUCUGGCCAGUCCAGGUUUGCAAACAGGUCCCCUGCCAUGAGCUUUUCUAACCAACCCAGAAAGAGACCUUUGGUACGCAGCUCCUCUCUUUUUAACGGAACUCAGUGACACUAAAUGUUAAUCUUCCUUAUCAUCCCUGAAUCAGGAGAUCCCGGUGGCCUGCUGGUGCCAGGAAUCAGACAGCUUACCUGCCUCCAUAGAGGGCCAGGCAAAGGGGAGAGAGGGAGGCUGCUUGUGGGAAAAUGGGAGGGUCGCCCUGGAGUCGUGCAAGCUUUCCUGGUGUCCCCAGCCGUGGCUUCGUGGCGCAGAAAGAGCUUCUCUGACAGGCUGGGACUCUUGCCAACAAUAAUGCAUCAGUUGUUUACUCAUGAUUGCCUGAAGAGCUAACUGUGUUAGGUCCUAUGUCAGGUUGAAAGAAAGAAAGGGAAUAAAAGAAAAGAAAAAAGGACCAGCAGAGGCACCCACAGUAUAGACAGGGAGAAAAAUCUACAGACAAAUAUUGUGAAAGUGGGUUGUAGAAGGAGAGAUCAGCUCAUGGUUCCGGGGGGACCGGGUCAGGCAAGGGUGGCCCAUGAGCUCAUGUCUCAGCUGCACCUUCACAGAGGGUAAGUGCAGCUGGAUUGAGUAGGCGAGAAUGGUUGGCCUUUUUGGAAAUGGGAAAUUGAUUAAAUUCUAAAGAAUUAAUUCUAAUUCUAAAGGAUUCAUUCAUUUACGUGAUUUUUCUGUAUCAUCAGUGUUUUAUUCUAAGAAGGGCCUGGCAGCCACAUGAAGAAAACUGCUGAGCUCCAGGAAAGAAGGGAGGCAGAGUGGCUUUAAUUCUGUCCUACUAAUUUUAAGAGAUGAGAGAGAAAGCACAGCAAAGUUCUAGAAAAGGAGAAGUAUUUAUCUUGAGGCUGUCCAUCCGGAUCUUGUUAGGAAGGGGGCUGCAGAUGCACCCAUGACUCAUUUUCCCCUGUUGCAAAGGGAUUUGGGGGGAGGGGUGCCCGUGGAACCCUUCGCUGCCUGAUACAAAAUGUCUGUCUGUUCACCACACGCAUUCCGUAGAUCUGAGAUCACUGUGCUGGUGGUAUGUGUAUAUGCAUUUACGUGAUUUUCUGUAUCAUCAGACUCUUGUGUGUUUAUACAAGAAGACAUUUACGGUUUCCCGCAAGAAACCCUAAAGGCCAUUUCAAGGGGCCAGCUGAUGUGUGGGAAAUGAAUAUAACACUGUGGACGCUGACUUCCACCACCAGGGAGGGUGACCUCGCAAAAGCCAGAUGUUUGUACGGUGUCUUAUGCAUUGUUUUCCGUUGUAACUAGUGUGCUGGGAACUUUCGGGGAGCACUCAGAGGUAUUUCUAACUGGGAAGCAUUACACUUUGCUAAAUCAUGUAUUUAUUUCUGAUUAAAAUAUACCCAAUAAAUAUUUAACCUUUGGCA